UAUUCAGCCUUGCAUAAUUUAAGGUUCAGCCAUAUUGCAAUUACAAAUAUUACAUAUCAAAUGUGGGUCCAAGUUACCUAAGUUACCUAAACAUUGGGAUGUCACUAGCUGAACUGCCCAAACAGCCUGUGUGUGGCAACAGAUACUUGAAUUUUAUGGUGCAUGGACACUAGAGUUACCGUGUCCAUGGGAUAGGGGUGUGUCCGACACUUGUACUCUAAUUGGAAGCCCGGAUCCGUUGAUGAUGUUCGAGGAGAAAUAUGUUUACCUGGGUAAGGAAGAAAAAUCUGUGACAUCUAACAUAUGGAUGGGAGAUAAAUUCUCUUUUAUGCUAAGAUUUGUCUAAUUUCAAGUAUUUCUUUAUAAUAAAUGCGUGUCAAAAUGUUAAAUACGAAACAUAUAAUACUAAAGUUCAAGAUGUAUCCACGUAUCCGCAUCCAACUUUUGGAUACAUGUUUUCCUAUUCUAAGCUUAGAAAUUUGUUGGGUUUGGAUGGAUUUUACCUAUUCUAAGCGCAAGUAUCUGUUGGGAGAUCGGAUUUCUGGACAUACCCUCACCCAAUACCAACAGCCCGGUCAAUGCAACAUGGGGAAAUUCGGACAUCCUUAUAAGUACACACACAAGCGAUGGAAAGGGCAUUUGUCAGCUUGUCUUAUGGUUGAGUAUGUAAAAUUGUUGUUCUUUCAGAUUUAUGUUUCCCUGGAAGGAGUUGACCAAGAAAAAAUGGAGAUCGUUUUCAAGCCCAUGUCUAUCGAUGUCAAAUUCCAUGAUGUCCAAGGAAAGAACUAUCGCUGUGCCAUACCAAAAUUGAACAAGGAAAUUGUUCCUGAGAAAUGUAAGGUGGUAGUUAAGCCUACAAGGGUUAUCAUCACAUUACCUAAAGCUUCAAAGGGAAACUGGUUGGAUUUGCACUUCAAAGAGGACAAGCUGAAGCCAAAUGUGGACAAGGGCGGGGACCCUAUGGCUGGGAUUAUGGAUUUGAUGAAGAAUAUGUACGAGGAGGGGGAUGAUGAAAUGAAGAAGACAAUAGCAAAAGCAUGGACUGAUGCUCGAUCUGGAAAAGCCGCUGAUCCUCUGAAAGAUUAUCGUUGAAACGUGCUGGCACGUGUUGGCGUUUGCAAUAGGAACAGAUUUGAAGGUACCGGAGGGUAGUGUUUUUAGUUAGUAGUUUUGGUUUUUAGGCUUAACAGUUAAUGUUAUUAGUGAAUGUUGUGUUGAAAUGAUGUUGGGGGGUAAUCUCAGUACUUUGGUUGAUAAAGAACAUAACCAUGCAUGUAGCUUUCCCAUAUUCCUUGAGUGAGUCUUUUUCUUAGGUUCA
Rhododendron vialii is the source of this 1318-nucleotide messenger RNA. RefSeq lists its product as uncharacterized. The coding region runs from base 370 to 1092 and encodes 240 amino acids. The record is from RefSeq and is a predicted model, not a curated record. Lineage: Eukaryota; Viridiplantae; Streptophyta; Magnoliopsida; Ericales; Ericaceae. Gene Ontology annotation, molecular function: tubulin binding; S100 protein binding; ubiquitin protein ligase binding. The transcript is spliced from 5 exons.